GUUGGGCUUUGUGCAUGUCAGAAACCUUAAAUGUUAUUCUCUCUAUUACAUUAGGCAAAGGUGCCCAUUCCGCGUGUGGUGAUCGCCGCGCAACCCCUCUUUUUUUCACAGCGCGUCUCAGACAGCACCCACGACAUCGCAUUGGCUAUGGCUUCAGCAGUGCUCCCAAAACAAUUGAUGUUGGGACGCGCCGACAUACCUAUCCAAAUCGCUUGUGAGUGAUUUGCAACAAAUACCAGCCAUAGCAGCAUGACUUGGGCACCUUCGAAGCACCGGUCGACAACACAUUUUCAUCAUCCACGAUCACUGCAGCAUGGUUCAUAGGCCUGCUGCAACAGCAAAGAUGAGCCCAUCCAACUCGCCGGGCAAUCCUCCGGCUGCUACGAGUGGCUCCAAAUCGAGGGCUGGAGCCAACGCGAGCCAGAGGCGGUGCCAACACUUCGCCGGCUUCUCCCCACAUCCCGCCCGCCAGCGCGCGCAGGAUCCGAGAUUGAGGUACCGCGUCGCAGGAGGACAUACACCACGGCUGCUUGUGAAGCCUGCAGAAAGCGAAAAGCAAAGUGCAAUGCUGAACGUCCGUCUUGUGCCUAUUGCGUGAAUGCAGAUAUCCUGUGUGUGUACGACAUAUCGGCAAGAAAUGAGACGCAUUCUCAAGCUCUCAAGCGCAAGUUUGGCGAGCUUGAGGCGCGCGCCGCCGUCUAUGUUGAGCUGUACGAGCUUCUUCGAGACAGAUCCGACAUUGAGUGCUGAAAUUUUCAAGCGCAUCCGGAUGGAAGGUCCCCCGGAAAGUAUUCUACGCCACAUCAAAGAAGGGGAUUUACUUCUACAGCUGUCAUUGAAACCCGAGAUGCGCUUCCGAUAUGUUUUCCCAUACGUUAGCGAGAUGCCGGCUCACUUGCAUCGCCCCGACAACCCCUACAUCGAGUCUUGUUUCUAUGAGUGGUCUGCAUUGCAACGCAGUGGCUUUGAGAUGUCAACAUGCACCAACAAACGCACAACCGACUCACCGAGAAGCUCGUCCUCACCUGAACCCAGACCAGAGAGCAUAUAUCUUAUGCCUUUCCAUGCCGCCGAAAUCAUUGAGCCACUGCUUAACGACAUUUUCCCCUCGAAGUGGACAGUGGUUUGUGCAGAUGACGUAUUGAUGCGAAGGCUUAUCGCGGCCUGGCUGUCAGCAGAGUACCAAUGGAUAGUUGUCUUGCAGAAGGACUGUUUUCUCCAAGACAUGGCGCAUGGCCCCGGCCGCCGGGGCUGCUGCUCCUCUCUUCUGGUCAACGCGGUCUUGGCCAAUGCUAGCUAUUGGAGUCCUCACAACCUUGCCUACCAGUUCUUGGCUGAGGCCAAGAGACUGUGGGAACUAGAGAGCGACACUCCAAGAUUAACCACGAUUCAGGCUGCGAUGUUGAUGAACGUGAAUACGAACAUGAACACCAUGGACGAAAUCGGGUUCAACUAUACAAAGAGGUAUGAGGCCACAGCCUGGGGGCAUACUGCAUACUAA
This is a messenger RNA of Podospora pseudocomata, 1501 nucleotides long. RefSeq lists its product as uncharacterized. The transcript is spliced from 3 exons. Lineage: Eukaryota; Fungi; Ascomycota; Sordariomycetes; Sordariales; Podosporaceae. The record is from RefSeq and is a predicted model, not a curated record. The coding region runs from base 599 to 1501 and encodes 300 amino acids.